Messenger RNA from Arachis stenosperma, 774 nucleotides. Its product is annotated as WAT1-related protein At1g68170-like. Gene Ontology annotation, molecular function: transmembrane transporter activity. The record is from RefSeq and is a predicted model, not a curated record. Lineage: Eukaryota; Viridiplantae; Streptophyta; Magnoliopsida; Fabales; Fabaceae. The coding region runs from base 19 to 774 and encodes 251 amino acids. Gene Ontology annotation, cellular component: plasma membrane. The transcript is spliced from 5 exons.
UUGGCUCAGAACUUACAAAUGGAAGCGCUUGCUUUAACUUCUGUAACAUUUGCAACCGCCAUAUCCAACCUGAUUCCGGCCAUCACCUUCAUCUUGUCCUUCUUGUUUGGAAUGGAGAGAUUGAAUCUGAGAAAAGCAGCAGGAAAGGCAAAGAUAAUAGGAACAAUGACUGGAAUUAGCGGGGCAAUGUUGAUGACAUUCUAUAAAGGCGUAGAAGUUAAGAUGCUAUCCUUUCACAUUAACCUCUUCAAUCAGCGAAAUGGCGGCGGCUCGUCACAUGGUGGCGGAGGGUUAUUCUUGGUGGGUGCUGUGUCGUCGUUCUUCUUCAACGCGUCUUAUGCGUUGUGGCUGAUAAUUCAGGCGAAGAUGAGUAGCGCAUAUCCGUAUCCCUAUUCAAGCACUGCACUCAUGUGUUUUAUGGCCGCACUUCUAUCUGUUAUCUUCACAUUUUGUGUUGAGAGGGAUUUGAGUCAAUGGAAGUUAGGUUGGAAUGUCAGGCUACUCACUGUAGCUUACGCUGGUAUAGUGGUUUCGGGAGUGAUGGUGGCUGUGACAUCGUGGUGCCUACGCAUGAAAGGUCCAUUGUUUGUCUCUGUUUUUAGUCCUCUCAUGCUAGUGGUUGUUGCUUUUGCUGGAUCCACCAUUCUUGAUGAGAAGCUAUAUCUUGGAAGCAUAAUUGGAUCGUUGUUGAUUGUGUGUGGCUUAUACCUGGUUCUGUGGGGUAAAAACAAAGAGAUUAUGAAAAAUCAACUAGUGCCAAUAUGCCAUCAAUAG